Stylophora pistillata is the source of this 715-nucleotide messenger RNA. RefSeq lists its product as uncharacterized. The record is from RefSeq and is a predicted model, not a curated record. Lineage: Eukaryota; Metazoa; Cnidaria; Anthozoa; Scleractinia; Pocilloporidae.
UGUUAAUCAGAAGCGAUCAGAAGAGGUCCUGGAAAACUGAAUAAGCUGGUUUUCAGCAUGAGCGAUACGAAGUUUGUUUUCUUGGUCCUGCUGAUUUCCAGCGUGACAGUUUAUGGAACGCUUGCUGGAGCAAUCGGAGAGAAGCGUAGAGAAAAGAGGUCGUUUGUAAAACCUGAUUGUAAGGAAGUGGUUUUACAACGCAACCCCGUGUGUGAAAAGAAAGGUUGUGACGAAUAUGGCAACCCACAGAAGUAUAUGUACGAAUGUCCCGAAAUUCCAGUGAUUUGUCCGAAGGUAGUGGUUGAUGAGAUGGCGGACUGCUGCCCAAAAAAGUGCGUUUGUAGUCCCAGCGGUGAUUCGGAUAUUCUGUAUAAACCUGGAGAGAGAUUCACCGCUGUAAAAUAUGGAAAAAAUCUGGAUUGCGAAUGUGAUCCCAACGGAAUACCAAGAUGUGUAGGACGGAUACAAAUCAUCACUAUUCCACCAAAAGCGCCACCCAGACCUCCUCCAAUCCUUCCUACCGGAUUUUCUUCAGAAAGGGAUUGGCCAUGGGUCUAGGAAUAAAAUGAGAGCUUAAAGGCGUCAGCUUGGUUUCCGAGAUCAUCGUUAAUAAUUAUAGAUACCAUGCCAGUAUUGAUCAUUACAAGUGUUCGAAUGCAAUCAAACUGAACUAAUUUGUCGUCUAAUGAAUAAAUGUCGAUAUAUACGGUAUGGA